Oryctolagus cuniculus (rabbit) is the source of this 6925-nucleotide messenger RNA. It is a transcript of the gene SPTLC2, whose product is annotated as serine palmitoyltransferase long chain base subunit 2. NCBI's taxonomy places the organism in Eukaryota, Metazoa, Chordata, Mammalia, Lagomorpha, Leporidae. Gene Ontology annotation, cellular component: serine palmitoyltransferase complex. Gene Ontology annotation, molecular function: pyridoxal phosphate binding; serine C-palmitoyltransferase activity. Gene Ontology annotation, biological process: sphingosine biosynthetic process; ceramide biosynthetic process. The record is from RefSeq and is a predicted model, not a curated record.
GCGUGACGGCCCGGCCGGGAAUUGGUGGCGGUGCUGCAGCCAUUUCCGGUUUCGGGGAGGUGGGUGGGGUGCGGAGCGGGACUUGGAGCCGCCGCAGCCGCUGCCGCCUCCCACAGAUCUUGCCUUGCGCCUGGUGCUGCUGGGACGAUGCGGCCGGGGCCCGGAGGCUGCUGCUGCCGCCGCCCGGUGCGGGCGAACGGCUGCGUGGCGAACGGGGAAGUACGGAACGGGUACGUGAGGAGCAGCGCCGCUGUCGCCGCCGCCGCUGCCGCCGCCGGCCAGAUCCAUCACGUUACACAAAAUGGAGGACUAUACAAAAGGCCGUUUAAUGAAGCUUUCGAAGAGACACCCAUGCUGGUUGCGGUGCUCACAUAUGUGGGCUAUGGUGUACUCACUCUCUUUGGAUAUCUUCGAGAUUUCUUGAGACAUUGGAGAAUUGAAAAAUGUCAUCAUGCAACAGAAAGAGAAGAACAGAAGGACUUUGUGUCAUUGUAUCAGGAUUUCGAAAACUUCUAUACAAGGAAUCUUUACAUGAGGAUCAGAGACAACUGGAAUCGGCCAAUCUGCAGUGUGCCUGGAGCCAAGGUGGACAUCAUGGAGAGACAAUCUCAUGAUUAUAACUGGUCAUUCAAGUAUACAGGGAAUAUAAUCAAAGGUGUUAUAAACAUGGGUUCCUACAACUAUCUUGGAUUUGCCCGGAAUACUGGAUCAUGUCAAGAAGCAGCUGCCAAAGUUCUAGAGGAGUAUGGAGUUGGAGUGUGCAGCACUCGGCAGGAAAUCGGAAACCUGGACAAACAUGAAGAACUAGAGAAACUUGUAGCAAGAUUUUUGGGAGUGGAAGCUGCUAUGACAUAUGGCAUGGGAUUUGCAACAAACUCAAUGAACAUUCCUGCUCUUGUUGGCAAAGGUUGCCUGAUUCUGAGUGAUGAGCUGAACCAUGCAUCACUGGUUCUGGGAGCCAGACUGUCGGGAGCAACCAUUCGGAUCUUCAAACACAACAAUAUGCAAAGCCUGGAGAAGCUAUUGAAAGAUGCCAUUGUUUAUGGUCAGCCCCGGACACGAAGGCCCUGGAAGAAAAUUCUGAUCCUAGUGGAAGGAAUUUAUAGCAUGGAGGGAUCGAUUGUUCGCCUUCCUGAAGUGAUUGCUCUCAAGAAGAAAUACAAGGCCUACUUGUAUCUCGACGAGGCGCACAGCAUCGGGGCCCUGGGCCCCACGGGUCGAGGUGUGGUGGAGUACUUUGGUCUGGAUCCAGAGGAUGUGGACGUUAUGAUGGGGACAUUCACAAAGAGCUUUGGUGCUUCUGGAGGCUACAUCGGAGGCAAGAAGGAGCUGAUCGACUACCUGCGCACACAUUCGCACAGCGCGGUGUACGCCACGUCCCUGUCGCCGCCGGUGGUGGAGCAGAUCAUCACCUCCAUGAAGUGUAUCAUGGGCCAGGACGGCACGAGCCUCGGCAAAGAGUGUGUCCAGCAGUUAGCUGAAAACACCAGGUACUUCAGGAGACGCCUGAAAGAGAUGGGCUUCAUCAUCUAUGGAAAUGAAGAUUCUCCAGUGGUGCCUCUGAUGCUCUACAUGCCAGCCAAAAUAGGCGCCUUUGGACGGGAGAUGCUGAAGCGGAACAUCGGUGUAGUUGUGGUGGGAUUUCCUGCUACUCCAAUUAUAGAGUCGAGAGCCAGGUUUUGUCUGUCAGCAGCUCAUACCAAAGAAAUACUAGAUACCGCGUUAAAGGAGAUAGAUGAAGUUGGGGACCUGUUGCAGUUGAAGUAUUCCCGCCAUCGGUUGGUACCUCUACUGGACAGGCCCUUUGAUGAGACUACCUACGAAGAGUCGGAAGACUGAGCCUUUUUGGUGCUCCCUCCGAGGAACUCUCCCUCGCCCAGGACAGUGUGUGGCCUCUCUGAGCCAGCUCCAGGAACCACACUUCUGUGGCCACCUCACGUGAAAGACAUUGCCUCACCUGCUGACGGUGGCUGCCUCCACUCCAAAUGGCAUUUUGUAAAUAGUAAAAACUGCUUCCUAUCCUUCCUUCGCUAAACCUCACCUUUCAAAAAUGAGGUGACUCACUUGGCUCUUUUGUCCAUUAAAAAAUGUUUUUAUUUUAUAACUAUUCUACUUGUGAAAUCACACUGACCCUAGCCACGUAGGCCACUGCCCUCUGCAGCCCCUGUGGGUUUGGGCCCACAGAGAGCUCCUGCAGGCCCUGGUCCUGCAGCCUCAACGCACACCUGGCCCUCCUCCCUAGGGAGCAAGUGCCUUCCACUUACUUCCCAUCCAGGCCUCUGAGGUUACAAACUUAGGUGUCUUGGUUUAACCAGUCAAGUCAUCAACCAAAGUAUUCUCCAUUUUAGUCCUAAGUUUAGCCUGUUAAGAAAAACAGUAAAUAACAAUGCUGAAAGACUCAUUAUGUAAUUUCCCCAGGCUUUGGUCUUGCUCCAGCAGAUCAUUUCUUCCUUCCCCAUCAAGUACUCCAGGUGGAGGGUGUGUCCAGAUUCGGGGUUCUGCUCAGGCUGUAGCCCCAUACUUUGAUCCCCUGUUUCAGGCAUCGUGUUAAAAGCACUCGUGUUCCACUGCGGCAGGCGCUGUGCUGCAGGUGCCCCCACACCUCUGUACAAAGCUGCCAUGAGGCGUGACACACGCUCCUUGGCAAAGUGAAGGGCGGGGCAGUGUGGGAAGAACCGAUCACUUGUAGAACGUCUGUGCUUAGGAUUUCUUACUGCUCUCUCCAUUGCAAAACAGUGACAGCCUCCCGCUGGUUCUGGGUCCAAAUGAGGAUUUAAGCUGAUAAAAGAAAAUGUUGGUAAAUUCUCUGCUCAUAAAUAAUUUAUCAUGUUCCUGUUUAAGGAUUACAAUGAUUAACUUAGCUCUUUUGGAAGCUGAUCCACUUACGUGUUGGCCUUCUGGAUGCUGGUUCUCUUAUUCUUGACGUCCAAAGACAGUUUUAACCUGCACCUGUGGCUAGAUUCUGCCUGUCCUUCUGGGCCUGUAUUUUUUUUUCUCUGAGGAAUUCUGAACACUUAUCUCUGCUCAACUGGGAGAGCCCAUACUUCGGCUCUGUUUUCAUACUGUACCCAGGCCAGGGGACUUCUUUCAGAAAGCUUUAUACUGCUUGACCAAAGAACACAUCUGAAAAUCACCACUUUGAGGUUCUUACUUUUUCUGUUGACCAAAGCUUAAGUGAUCAAGAGAACUUCUGGCUUUAUUGUACCCUAGAUCAGCUUGUGUUUUAGUGGCCAAGUAUUGGAGGAGAUGGUUUGGGAGGAUAACGGAAAGCCGUGUGUGAAAGUCACUUUCUGCGUCUGUGUUUUGGAGCCUGCCCCUUUCGUUGCUGAAGAUUCCCAAUGCAGGUUCUUCCGGGUGUGCUGUCCUCUUGCCGUGUGCCCACGCAGACACCCGUGAGGAAGGAUGCCGGCAGUGUUAGUGACUGUCGGUGAGGUUCUGCUUUCAUGUCUUGCACAUAAGUUAUGUCUUCGUCACUCUCGGCAUCUGAGAGCUUUAAGCCUUUGAGAUGGUCAGAUUCUGUUUUGCUUUUUAAAGAACAGGAAGAACCAAGGAGAGACACAGGGACUAUAUUUAGUAUGUACCAGUUAAAAUAAUAAUAAUUUUGAAAAGACUGGUGACUAAAUAGCCCUAAAAGAUCACAUGCAUUGCUAACCUUUUCCACAAGUCUGAUUUCCCGCUAUAGAAUCCCACUGAAAUGUCGGAUUGCUUUUGCACAGCAGUCACUGCCUACGGUGUAGGUAUAAGGUUUGCAAAAGUCACAAACUUUAAGCAGUGAACUUGCCUUCUUAUUUUGACUUGCAUGAAGUUACUGCAAAUUAAAAUGUCAGUAUGGGCAUUUAAAAUGUAUAUGAAUCACUUUGUUGGUGGAAUUAAGUUACCAGUUUGUUUCGAAGAGACAAAACUGACCUAUCCGGGACCUCUGUACUUUCAAGAGGACAAUUUUUUUUUAAAUACAUUUUUAUUUUUUUUGAAAGGCAGAGUGACAGUUGAUUUGCUCCCCAGAUGGCCAACAGCCAGGGCUGGGCCAGGCUGAAGCCAGGAGCCCAGAACCCCAUCUGGGUCUCUCCUGUGGGUACAGGGGCGCAGGCACAUUAGCAGGGAACUGGAGCAGGACGAGCACCCAGGACUCAGAUUGUUGUUCCCAUAUAGGAUGCUGGAUGCUGGUAUCCCAGGCAGCAGCGUAACCUGCUGUGCCACAUGCCAGCCCCUAGAAGACAAAAUUUUGUUUGUAUUAUGCAUGGUUGUCUCUUCAUGACACUGUAAUAUAAAUCUGGGGUCCAGUCAUAUCAUAGGUACCGUUGUCUAAGUUCUUAAAGAAAUGCAAAUAUAUAUAAAUCCAAUCACUGGGAAUGAAUACAAAUCUAGGACAUGCAAGGAUUAUUUAGUACACAGUGUAACAUGGCCUGAGAUUCAAGAAUCUGCUAGAAUUCAAACAGGUGUCAGUUAACCAUCACUCCCAGAGCUGAUCAUAGGAGUUAAUCAAUAGAAGUUGACUGAUCUUACCCCUUUUCUUCAUCCUUUUUUUUUAGUUUGUAUUGCCUUUGUCCAUUUCACGUUCAUGUGACCUCUUUGAGCAAAUCCCAUCAGAAGCCAGGACAUGUAUGGCCAGGGGACAUGAAAAUCUCACAUAGAAUCACAUCAAGUGGCAGCUUCUCCUAUCUUUAUUUUAACCUAGUAGGGUCAAAGACUCCAGGGUACUCUCUUAACUUUGCUGUGCUUUGGAUUAAAAAAAAAAUUAUUAGAAAACGAUUUUUGGCAUUGUCUUAACAUCUGGUGCUAGGCUGUGGAUUUCAGAUGGUCUGAACGAGCUUCUUCCUGUAUAGUCCCUCUAGAAGGUGAACAGAGUCCUCCUGACAACCUGUGAGGCCUGCACAUUUGCCUCAGCCCCCAAGGGAGGCCAAGGGAUGGUACAGCGUCCCUCUGCUUUUGUCUCUGGAGUCCCUCCCUGCUAGACUUGGCCCUUCUCUCUUUCUAUACCUUCCAGUUCUUGGUUUGCCGAAUUCCAGCUCCAGAGAAGACUGAGCUGCGGUGGCCCAGGGCCGUGAGGAUCAGUAGGUCAGCCCCGUGGCUCUGCGUGUGCAUCAGCCUGACAUUUCAGGAAGAAGCAGGACAUGAUGACUUUCCCACCUUGUGGAGCCUCUGGGUUUCUCAAGGUCUAGGUGAAUUUUCUAGUGUAUGAUACUGUUUGCUUCCUUCCUAAUAGUGAAAACCAGGAGAUUUUACAUGGAGAGAUGUUAUGAUUUUUCAAAGAAGGGAAAAACUGUGACAUCUACCAGCACCUCCCUGUUUUUCCUUCUUUUCCAAAUUUAUGAAAAUCUCUGGUCUCCACUGCUGCUGGGUUGGGUAAUGCUACACGCAGUGAAGGGAAAAGAAUCUAGGUGAUUCUUAUUUUGUAGGAAGUAGUAGCCGUGUGGCAAAACCACCUGAACAAGGUUAAGUACAGUUGUACUCUUAUAUAACAAAAUUCCUGGAACCUAAUUCCCAGGGUGUCCUUGCUCUUCUAGGGUUCUAGGUAAGGCAAAAUGGCUGCUGUAACUGUGUCAAUAGACAAAAAGGGAGAGUAGUGGUUUUCCUUUUCUGUCUAUACUCAUGAAGAAUUCACAUAGGUAAACUCUGCUUAGCCCAAAGCAAUUGUGAGAAAGGAAAUACGAGAAUCUAGGAUUCUUUUUGGCUGCUGAGCCCAGAAGCGAUAGAUGUUUUUUGUCCUGCAGCAGGCCCAGAACCUGCGUUGCCUCCCUAAGAUGGAAGUUCAGUGUCCAUCAGGCAUCUUAAUCCAUCAAGCCAAUUAAUCCAAAUACCUCCACGUGGAGAAAUGCAUGCCCCUGUCUCUCCUUGGUGUUAGCCACGUGAAGUGUGAGCGUGGGCUCCUAGCCCACAGCUGUGUCCAGCCAGCUGCCCAGCUGGAGGCCUGGCUUCCCCCCUUAAGACACAGAAGUGAACGCUGGAGUUGCCAGCUAUUGCCUUGCUUUACUAGUGUAGAAAACGCUGCUGUUCUUUUGUCAUUGCCGGUGACUUCGGUUUUCCCAGCACCUUCUCCUAUCGACUGUUUUCCAGGGAGGAAACCAAAGGGUCUCACAGGCCCCUAAAGCAAAUGUUAUUCUCAUCUUUGGUGAUUCUGGAGCUGUCGCAUUCGCAAUCCACUCUUGACAGUGGCUUGGUUGGGGGAGCUGUGGGCAAGGUUCUGUUUACUGCAUAGUACGCGGGAGAGAUGGCCUUAAACUGCUUCUUUCUGGAAUGAUGAGUUAUAAUUCACGGACCUGAAAGAACGCACUGGCACUUAACCUGUAGUUUACUGUGUUCUAAUGAAGCAAUACCCAAAGCCCGGUUCUUUGGAGCAGUAGUGGGCCAGGUGAAUGAAAGGCAUAGACAAGAGCGGUACCCUGGUGCUGUGCUGCCUGCGUAUCCUGCCUCCUUGCUGUCUGCCCAGAUGAACCAAUCCCUCUGUGCGUGAGGAGUCUCGAACCAACUCCGAGUCAGCUUUUGCAACACGAUUCGCAGGUUCUCCUGCAAGCUUGCUAAGAGAGUAGGGGACUGACUAGGGUGGAGCGGCAACGUGUCCUCACCCUCAACAUCAGGCCUGUCACCUCAGUGACGGUAAGCCGAUGGUUGGAAUUCCAACAAGCAUCCUGGGCGGUUCUUCCCGGGACACUGGGAAGGUCUGUGCAUGCAGCCGGCACGCCCCCUGGCUUGACGUUCCCUCUCUGUAAAGGCAGCUAACGGUAGAGAAGGGGGGACUCUGAGAGAGCCCUAGCUUAUGGGAGUGCUGAGAUGCUUCGCUGGCCCAUUUUUCCCCCACGAACCAAGUUAUCUGUAAACUGGAAUUUGCAAGAGGUGCUAUGACUAUAACUCUUUCCGUUGCUGUAAUGUUCAUAUGAUCUGAGAAAGUGAGAGAAGGAGAAGUGUAAAUAAAAAUUUAUAAAUUUUA